CGCGAACGAUCCUGGUCAGCUUUACAUCUGGCACUGGAACGGUGGUCACCUGACGCCGAUUACGCGCUGGGCGAGCGCAAUGUGUGCCUUCUUCGACUGGCAUCCGUGGCGUGAGGAUGAGAUUGUUAUCGCCGACAGCGAACCGAUCAUGAUCGCACUGUACCACGUUCCGAGCCGCCAGGUGGUGUCGUACUAUCGACGCCAGGACAGCGAUUGUAUCGUGACGACGCUUUCGUUCAAUAAGAUUUCCGGCGAGCUGGUCGUGUGCUACUCCUUCACGGAUGCAAACAAACCGCCUGAAAUACUGGUGCUGGCCUCGAUGGACCGUGUGGUGGAUGUGAUGCACAAUCACGAUGACGUCAUCGUACAUCUGCUGUGGAGUCCGGAUGGAAAACAGCUUGCGAGUGUAGGAUAUGAUGAAACGCUCACGAUUUGGAACUUCUUCGGCAUCUCACCAACGAACAAGUGCGAAAGGAAGAAACUGCAACGUGAAUCGUCGGCCAGUAGCAGUAGGCCACGGGAUGGUGAGUCCGUCGUCGGUGGGCUAUUGGGUGGACGGGAUGCAUCGCGCAUCCAGUGCAACCGUAACAAAGAAGCCACCUAUCGCGAUCUGGCCUCGAGUUUUCUUCAAGGCAAUGCGCUGAGACGUCCAGCGAGCGCGAUUCGUUGGGCGCGGAUCGUAUCGCUGAUGAAGGAUCAGCAACAGGUACAACAUCGCGCUCACCACAAGACCACGGACAUUCAGGCGGCACUUGGCGGAGUACAGCACACUUGA
Messenger RNA from Anopheles maculipalpis, 775 nucleotides. Its product is annotated as protein cortex-like. Lineage: Eukaryota; Metazoa; Arthropoda; Insecta; Diptera; Culicidae. The transcript has 5 exons. Bases 80 to 775 code for a protein of 231 amino acids. Gene Ontology annotation, molecular function: protein binding. The record is from RefSeq and is a predicted model, not a curated record.